AUGCCAGCAUCUCCCCAGCACUUAUCUCUGCCUUAUCUCUCACCCAUACAGCUGACGGUACUGAACGCGGGCCGGAAGUACCUGCACCUGGACAGCCUGUCGGGGAAGGUGUUCCUGACCUCGGGCCUCGGAGGCAUGUCGGGGGCGCAGGCAAAGGCAGCUGUCAUCUGUGGCUGCAUCGGCGUCGUCGCAGAGGUCAGCGAAGAAGCUCUGAAGAAAAGGCACGAGCAGGGAUGGCUGUUAGAGUACACUGAUAACCUGGACAACCUUAUACGCAGGAUAAGGGAAGCAAGACGCAAGAAGGAGGUGACCUCCAUCGGUUUCCAUGGCAACGUCGUGAGUGUGUGGGAACGGCUUGUGCAGGAAUACGAACAGACUGGAGAACUCCUGGUGGAGCUUGGGUCGGACCAGACUUCGUGUCACAAUCCUUUCAGUGGUGGCUAUUAUCCAGUCCAAUUGUCCUUCAAGGAGGCUCAGGAGCAUGGAGAGGGUUACAAGCACGACUUCGAGUGUGUAGUUAUUAGUAUAUGUGUCGAACAUGUAGUUGUGUGGGUGUCUCUGGGCGUGUUCUUAGGAUUCACACACACAGAUCUACAGUACACAGUGAUAGAAACAGGACGAGAGUGGAAGCGAAGGAGUGAAGAGCUUGGUAUAUUUGGCAGAAUCAUUAAGGAUAAGAAUUUCAACGAAAAGGAUGAAAACAAUGCGUUAUAA
Messenger RNA from Penaeus vannamei (Pacific white shrimp), 714 nucleotides. Lineage: Eukaryota; Metazoa; Arthropoda; Malacostraca; Decapoda; Penaeidae. The record is from RefSeq and is a predicted model, not a curated record.